CAUGAGCGAGAUGGAGAAAUCAGAAGAACCCGUUGGACCGCUGGAUGGACAAUUCGAGUAUAAAACAAACAAAGACGGAACAAUAAAUAAACAUGUUGUGGUUUGCUCACACUGCAAGAAGGACUUUUCGUUUCACCGAAGCACCUCGAGCCUUAAAUAUCAUCUUAACGCCAAGCAUACAUUUGUUGGGGCUUCAACUUCAGGUGUUACGCCUGGCAUGCGUCAGACCACCCUCACCGAGCGCAGGGCAUUAAGUAAGUCUACGUCUGAGAAGCUGAACGACAAAAUUGCCAGAUGGAUAGCCAAGGACUGUAGACCGAUUAAUAUUGUCGAGGACACUGGCCUCGCAGAAGUUUUGAAAGUGGCAACUUUAGACGCAUUCUACAAGCCACCGUCGAGAGGCACAGUGAUGACUAAAAUCAACGAACUUUAUGUUGCUAAAAUGAAAACGAAGGAAGAGGAUUUGGCUUCAGCGGAACACAUGCCCUGCAUCGCUCACAUGCUGCAGAGAAGCAUCAACGUGAGCCUCUCCGAUAGUGGAUUUACAAAUGUAUUGGCCAAGUGUCGCAAAAUUGUGGGUCACUUCAGACACAGAAAAUGUUAACCAGUUAGUUUGCCUUAGCAACUGGCUAAAAGAUGAAUAAAUAAAGGUAAAAGGACCUCAUGUAAUAGUUUAAAAGUGGAGUUGUUUGUUCAAAACGAAAAACGUUCCAUUCACCCAUCCUGUAUGUGCU
Molecule: messenger RNA, 734 nt
Organism: Fundulus heteroclitus (mummichog)
Lineage: Eukaryota; Metazoa; Chordata; Actinopteri; Cyprinodontiformes; Fundulidae
Exons: 3
Coding region: 2-604 (200 amino acids)
Biological process (GO): regulation of transcription by RNA polymerase II
Cellular component (GO): nucleus
Molecular function (GO): DNA binding
Source: RefSeq, a predicted model, not a curated record